Molecule: messenger RNA, 675 nt
Organism: Mesorhabditis spiculigera
Lineage: Eukaryota; Metazoa; Nematoda; Chromadorea; Rhabditida; Rhabditidae
Source: the annotation of a GenBank genome assembly
AUGCUUCUGCUCUGUCGUGUCGUCGAUACUGUAGACUUACCAUUAAUAUCAGCUGCACUUCCUAUGUAUUCUUGCCGGUGGCUUGGCCUCGAGCACUGUGACAAGACAUACUCGUCGGAGUGGAAUCUGGAGCGGCAUAAGCGGGAGAGCUGCCCACAUAAGGCGUUCCAUGGAUCGGACUCGGAUAAGGACUCUAUCGACCUCAACACCGAGGAUACCGUAAUUAUCGUCGGCCAAGUCAAGUUUGCCGUCUCGAGAACGGCCCUCUCCCGCUCGUCACCCUACUUCGCCUCCCUCUUCCAGCUCCACGAGAUGAAUGACACCGACGUUCACGUCGACGUUGACCCCAACGAGUUCCAACUCCUCUUGGAUGCCCAUAACAAUCCGGGAUUUUUGAAUGCCUCCAACAUCGACUCGGUGGCGCUGAUGGCGGAGAAGCUAAAAUUCAUGACGGUUUUUGAGACGUGCGAGAAGUAUAUAGCUGAAAAGCUGCCCCACCACUCCGUAAUGCACGCCAUCCGGCUGGCCGAGCAGCUGAAGAUGAACACGAUCAAGCAGAAGCUGUUCGAAUCGAUUUCGAUUGACGUUUUUCGCUCCCUCUCCGCCGACCAGGACUACCGCCUAAUGGGCGCCGACCUGAAGGCCGAACUCCUCGAGAAGUGGGGCACCUUCCUG